Emys orbicularis (European pond turtle) is the source of this 2760-nucleotide messenger RNA. RefSeq names its product staphylococcal nuclease and tudor domain containing 1 (gene SND1). Gene Ontology annotation, cellular component: nucleus; RISC complex; cytosol. Lineage: Eukaryota; Metazoa; Chordata; Testudines; Emydidae. Gene Ontology annotation, molecular function: nuclease activity; RNA binding. Bases 1 to 2760 code for a protein of 919 amino acids. Gene Ontology annotation, biological process: regulatory ncRNA-mediated gene silencing; mRNA catabolic process. The record is from RefSeq and is a predicted model, not a curated record. The transcript is spliced from 24 exons.
AUGCUUGAACAUAAUGAUGGGUGCCAGGAAUAUAGCCUAGAUACAGGAACUGAGUGGGGUGAAUUUGACAAGGGCCCAUUACAGCGGAAGUGCAUCUCCAGAUCUGUCCUCUCAGGCUGCGCCAUCAUUGUCCGAGGGCAGCCCCGUGGGGGGCCCCCUCCCGAGCGGCAGAUCAACCUCAGCAAUAUCCGUGCUGGAAACCUCGCCCGCCGGGCUGCUGCAGGACAGCCAGAUGCCAAGGAUACCCCUGAUGAGCCCUGGGGAUUUCCGGCUCGUGAGUUCCUGCGAAAGAAGCUCAUUGGGAAGGAGGUGUGCUUCACUGUGGAGUACAAGACCCCGCAAGGCCGGGAGUAUGGCAUGGUGUACCUUGGGAAAGACACGACUGGGGAGAACAUCGCUGAGUCUCUCGUGGCAGAAGGCCUGGCCUCUCGCAGGGAAGGAAUCCGAGCCAAUAAUCCUGAGCAGAACAGACUGGCUGAGCUGGAAGAUCAGGCGAAGGUUGCGAAAAAAGGAAUGUGGAGCGAAGGAACAGGCUCUCACACGGUCCGGGAUCUCAAGUACACGAUUGAAAACCCACGCCACUUUGUGGACUCCAUGCACCAGAAGCCAGUCAAUGCCAUCAUAGAACACGUCCGGGAUGGCAGCGUGGUCAGAGCCCUGCUCCUUCCCGAUUACUACCUGGUCACCGUCAUGCUUUCUGGCAUCAAGUGCCCCACGUUCAAGCGGGAGGCAGAUGGUGCAGAGACACCGGAGCCAUUUGCAGCAGAAGCAAAGUUCUUCACUGAGUCACGGCUGCUGCAGAGAGACGUGCAGAUUGUCCUGGAGAGCUGCCACAAUCAGAACAUCCUGGGCACCAUCCUCCAUCCGAAUGGCAACAUCACGGAGCUGCUGCUGAAGGAAGGCUUUGCGCGCUGCGUGGACUGGUCCAUCGCCGUGUACACCCGCGGGGCUGAGAAGCUGCGAGCGGCCGAAAGGUACGCCAAGGAACGCAAGCUGAGAAUCUGGAGAGACUAUGUGGCUCCCACGGCUAAUCUGGACCAGAAGGACAAGCAGUUCGUUGCCAAGGUGAUGCAAGUGCUAAACGCAGAUGCCAUUGUGGUUAAGCUGAACUCUGGAGACUACAAAACAAUUCAUCUGUCCAGCAUCAGACCACCUAGACUGGAAGGAGAAGGCACCCAGGACAAGAACCGGAAGCUGCGCCCGCUCUAUGACAUUCCAUACAUGUUUGAAGCCCGGGAGUUCCUGCGGAAAAAGCUCAUCGGAAAGAAGGUGAACGUCACUGUGGACUACAUCAGACCUGCCAGCACCGCCACGGAGACUGUGCCUGCCUUCUCAGAGCGAACCUGUGCGACUGUUGCCAUUGGAGGCAUAAACAUCGCUGAGGCCCUAGUGAGCAAGGGCCUUGCCACAGUCAUCCGCUACCGGCAGGACGACGACCAGCGAUCCUCGCACUAUGACGAGCUGCUGGCCGCGGAGGCACGGGCUAUCAAGAAUGGCAAAGGAUUGCACAGCAAGAAAGAGGUGCCAAUACACCGGGUGGCCGAUAUCUCUGGGGACACCCAGAAGGCCAAGCAGUUCCUGCCCUUCCUGCAGCGGGCCGGCCGCUCUGAGGCGGUGGUGGAGUACGUCUUCAGCGGCUCUCGGCUCAAGCUGUACAUGCCAAAGGAAACCUGCCUUAUCACCUUCCUGCUAGCAGGUAUCGAGUGUCCCCGCGGAGCACGAAACCUUCCCGGCCUGGUCCAGGAGGGAGAGCCCUUCAGCGAAGAAGCCACCGUCUUCACCAAGGAGCUGGUGCUGCAGCGUGAGGUGGAGGUGGAAGUGGAGAGCAUGGACAAGGCUGGGAACUUCAUUGGCUGGCUGCACAUCGAGGGGGUGAACCUGUCGGUGGCGCUGGUGGAGCACGCGCUCUCCAAGGUGCACUUCACGGCCGAGCGCAGCUCCUACUACAAGGCCCUGCUGUCCGCGGAGGAGGCUGCCAAGCAGAAGAAGGAGAAGGUCUGGUCCCAGUACGAGGAGGCGCCGGUGGAGGAGGUGGUGCCGGUGCUGGAGGAGAAGGAGCGAACCGCCAGCUACAAGCCGGUCUUCGUGACGGAGAUCACCGACGAGCUGCACUUCUACGUGCAGGACGUGGAGACAGGGACCCAGCUGGAGAAGCUGAUGGAGAACAUGCGGAGCGAGAUCGCCGGCCACCCGCCCGUGGAAGGGUCCUACGCGCCGCGCCGCGGGGACUACUGCAUCGCCAAGUUUGUGGAUGGGGAAUGGUACCGGGCCCGCGUGGAGAAGGUGGAGUCGCCAGCCAGGGUGCACAUCUUCUACAUCGACUACGGCAACAAGGAGACCCUGCCCUCUACGCGCCUGGGCACCCUGCCGCCUGCCUUCAGCACCCGCAUCCUGCCCGCCCAGGCCAUCGAGUACAAGUUUGCCUUCAUCCAGGUGCCACAGGAUGACGACGCGCGCGCCGACGCGGUGGAUAGCGUGGUGCGGGACAUCCAGAACACCCAGUGCCUGCUGAACGUGGAGCACCUCGGGCCCAGCUGCCCCCACGUCACCCUGCAGUUCGCCGACUCCAAGGGCGACGUGGGGCUGGGGCUGGUCAAGGAGGGGCUGGUCAUGGUGGAGGCACGGAAGGAGAAGCAGUUCCAGAAAGUGAUCACCGAGUACCUGAACGCGCAGGAGCUGGCCAAGACCAACCGGCUGAACCUGUGGCGUUACGGCGACUUUCGGGCUGACGACGCGGAUGAAUUUGGCUACAGCCGCUAG